UUCUCCUAGGCAUGCUUUGAGACCCAGAAGGGGAUGAAUGUUUUUAAUGUGCAAUGGGAAUCUUAAUUUCAGACACAAAUUUGUAUCUUUCUAUUCACCUUGCUGAUAUGCUUCAAGCUAAAUAUUAAACAUCUUUUUUUUUUUGAUCAAUUUAAGCCCAGCCUGGGGAGAAGAAAUAGUUAAAGAAAUGUCUCAAGUAUACUUGCUUUCAGCUAAUCAGACUUUGUGUGAAACUACAAAUGGUACAGAACUGAAAUCAGUCAUUGAUAAUGAAACCAUAACUGAAAAAUGGACCGAAGACUCUUUUCCAGGAUUAGAAAUAUUGUGCACAAUUUACGUUACGUAUGCUGUGAUCAUUUCAGUGGGUCUCCUUGGAAAUGCUAUACUCAUCAAAGUCUUUUUCAAGAUUAAAUCCAUGCAGACGGUUCCAAACAUCUUCAUCACCAGCCUGGCAUUUGGAGACCUAGUGCUUUUAUUAACUUGUGUGCCUGUAGACGCAACACGUUACAUUGUGGAUACCUGGCUCUUCGGAAGAAUCGGGUGCAAGCUGCUGUCUUUUAUCCAGUUAACCUCAGUUGGAGUAUCAGUGUUUACCCUGACUGUUCUCAGUGCUGACAGGUACAGAGCCAUCGUUAAGCCCUUGGAACUGCAAACUUCGGAUGCACUCCUGAAGACAUGCUGUAAAGCCGGCUGUGUUUGGAUUGUCUCCAUGAUACUGGCCAUACCAGAGGCUGUUUUUUCAGAUUUGUAUUCUUUCAGCAAUCCUGAGAAAAAUGUAACUUUUGAGGCCUGUGCCCCCUAUCCCGUAUCUGAGAAGAUCCUGCAGGAAGUUCACUCCCUGGUUUGCUUCUUGGUGUUCUAUAUUGUACCCUUAGCUGUCAUUUCUGUCUACUAUUUUCUUAUCGCUAGAACUUUAUAUAAAAGUACAUCCAACAUGCCAGCAGAAGAACACGGCCAUGCCCGUAAGCAGAUUGAAUCCCGCAAGAGAGUUGCAAAAACAGUGCUGGUGCUUGUUGCUCUGUUCGCCUUUUGCUGGUUGCCUAACCACAUCCUCUACCUAUACCGCUCUUUCACAUACCAUGCUUCUGUAGAUGCUUCCACCUUUCAUCUGAUAGCUACCAUUUUUUCCCGUGCCUUGGCCUUCAGCAAUUCCUGCAUCAAUCCUUUUGCUCUGUAUUGGCUGAGUAAAAGUUUCCGGCAACAUUUUAAAAAGCAAGUCUCAUGCUGUAAAGGAAAAUUUCGUACAAAGCCUCCCAGUGCUACUCAGAGUAACACACCUACCAGGGCCCUGUCAGUUACGGGCAGCACACAUGGUUCAGAAAUCAGUGUUACGCUGCUAACAGAUUAUAGUAUCACAAAAGAAGAGGAAAGCGUUUAGCCUGCCUGGGGUGAAAAAGGACAGAAACUGAGCCUUUGCAUCAAGUCACUUCUACUGCGAUUCUGGAAAGAGGUGCCUUGCCUUGCUGGGCCUGUGGAAGAGCUUGCAUCAGGAGUUCCUCGGUUUGGUUUUUUUUUUAAAUAUACAGUAAGGAAAUCAAACUGUGUGGGAGAAGAAGCUGCAAAAGAUGACCUUCUAGCAUAAACUCAAAGAGAUUGUUCACGUUGCCAAGCAUGAGCAGAGAUCCCUAGCUGGAAUUCCUGGAUUGGGCAGGACAGGAGUCAGCAGACUUGGUGCAAGAAUUGGCUGUGAGUAUAGUUUUGUUCUUGGUGACUUCUUCUUUGAAUUGUGACUGAGAGCUCCUUCUGUCAAGCAUUGCAUCUACUGCAAGCGAGGGAAACCACAAAUUUCCAUAACACCAUCAACCAGGCAGAUUUAUUUUUUUCUUGUCCCAAAUAUUAAAAAUUGGUAAACAUAUCAGAAAUCACGCUAAAAUGAAAGAAAGGGCUGUGGUAUGGUGUAGUAAAAAAGGGAAAAGUAUUAUGGGCCAGAUCCACACUAGCCUUUGCUCUGUCAGUGACUUACUAUGAAGUUCUGGGUAAGAGCUGACUGCUGAGUAAAGAGAUGCCCUUCUCAGUUCCUAAGGAAGCCAAGAGAAGCUGCAGGUCAUCACCUCUCUUAAAAAAGCUGUAAUAAUCUUUAACCACACUUGUAAAAUUCUUUGCCAUCUAUGGGUAAACUAUCUCCACAGUGCAGAGUUCUUUAUUGUUACAGUGAUUUAACAUCAAGAAAUUAGGGUGGAUCUGUAUUACAGUUCUAUUUUGGAUUUACAACGCACUUUUGAAGAGAAAUGCUUGACCGUCCCCCCCCCCGCCUUACUUUGCUUUGCCUCCCAGAUUGGUCUUGAGUGCACAACCUGGAUUUCUCUCAGAUGAAACUGUGUCCCCCAUUCAUGAAAGUGAAUUUGAAGUAUAAACUCCCAAAAGCGCACGACACGAGGGUCAGACCAACCGUUGCCCUCCACAGAUCCACUCCUGCUGUAGUGUAUGUGGUCUUAUCUAGAAGUUCUGUACAUUUUCAAGCAUGCUGGGAGAGGCAGAUUUUUCUUUUGCACUGAUUUUCUAUACUUCUAGUUAUUCAAGUAAUAACACUUCUUAACAUAGAGGUGGAUUGUCUUUAUGAGAUGGGCCUUCUAAUCUCAAACCCACUGAUUUUAUGACUGCAUGUAGAAGCAAGUCAGUGACAGCCUACCCUGAGCCGCCUGUGCAUCCCUGCAAAGCUCAGCAGCACUGCUGGCAGGGAACAUCUUCCCACUGGGAAAUACCCUACAUUACAAAAAUGUUGAAUGACACUUACUUUUAUGAAGUUUGUGUCACCUGAAUGAAAAUUCUGUUCCGUGGGAGUUGGUGAUAGAAAACACAAUAGAUUUUCCACUGCUUAAAGGGACUUCUAACUCAAAAAAAAGCAUUUCUGUGUUCAAGUAUAGAAGAGAGGUUGCAACUGUAUGAAUUAAACAAAAUAGUGCUGUCAGUCACAGAAGUCUGAGUUUUAACUAACCCUUGAAGACACAAGAGCCCCUUCAGCUACACAGAGCCCCUGACAACACAUGGCUGGAAAUCCAUUCAUCCAUGCACCGUUAUUGAAGUUCAUUAUAAGAUGAAAAAAUGUAUUUGCAGUCUCUCCCUGUUCACCAUCCUAAUCAGAAUAAUAAAAUCAAACUAUUAAUCCCAAGGGCAUUGCAAUACAAUCUCUGUCAUCAUUUUGAACCACUUUAACGACAGUCCAUUUUAAUCCCAUCAGGCCUGACAUUUUACUACACUCUUCACAUUACCAGCUGCAAGACUAGAAGCACUAAUUUUCAAAUGGAUUCUCCCUUUUAUUGUACCAGUUGUACACCAGGAGAGGACCACUGAAAUAAAUGGAAAAGUAACAGCACAGAAAAGCAAUUUAUGGUAAAAUACACCAGGAUAGGAUCACUGAAAUAAAUGGAAAUGUAACAGCACAGAAAUGUAAUUUAUGGCGAAGCAGACUCCAGAGACCUUAUUGUACUCUUUGUCUCAAUAUAACACAUUCCCUUGUAGUGAGCUACAUGCAAAUGUAACAAAUGUAUUGCACUGAUAUUUCCCCCUUCUCUUUUUUUCCUUAAUGGAGCUGCAAGGUGAGACUGAAAUGAGUAAAUAAGUCUACACACUUAUGACCCUACAUUUAUCUUCCUGGAUCUUACUAUAGGGAAUUCUAAAUGAAAGAAAAAUUAAUGAACAUUACAGUUCCUUAUAGUAUUCUCUAUUCUAACUUACUAGAGCCCUUGGAAAACAAAUCUGCCACAUGUUUCUAGACCUCACAAUUUGUCUUUGUUGGAGACCAAAUUUCCCAUCGCAAAAUCUUUGGCUACACUUCACAGUAGCCCUUAAAACCCACACUAUUUCACUAUUUUCCUUGCUUUGCAUGCAGCUACUUUCUGCGUGUGUAACUACUCCUCUAAGUGGAUGAUCUUUUGCUACUAUACCCUGUUAAGAAAUUGAUGGGUUUGUUGUAUGCUGCAUAUGUUUUUGUUAAAGACUGGCAAUAUUUCAAGUCAUCAUUUAAUUAUUAUGUGUGCUUUAUGCUUUUAUAAUUCUGUACUUUCAAAUCUUCAUGAUGUUGUAUUGGAGUGAUAUAUUGGUCAACAUUUAUUUUUAUCUAAACAAUCUCCAUUAUUCAUCCAAACCAUUCCUCCCAAUUACCUAUACAAUGUCUCCACAUCACCAUAACUGGAUUUAGGAAAAAAGGGUUGUUUUCUUUGCAAUCUUUUCUCAGUGUUCCAAAACCCAGUUCUUUCACCUCUAGGUAAAUACAAGUGUAAUUCUAUAACAGUAUAUGGGAAUAAUGUCUACUUAUAGAAGUACUGAGUGUUAUUUAGCAAACUUGGCAUAAAUAAUUAAGGUUUUACUAUUUAUAUAUCCAAUGAAAGAACAGCUAGAAAAAAGGCACAAAAUACUGAAAAGCAAGAUUCCAUCAAAGGUCUUCUUCAUGUGGAGUGUUAUUGAGUAAGUAAAAAUGACUUCUGGGUUGUACGUUUUUAUAGUCUGUAUUUAACAGCUUCAGUACCUAUAAAUGUAACGAUUAAUGUUCAUGUUAGCAACAGGUUUAGUAUCAAGACUCUAAGUUGUGCUGUCACUGUGAGAUGCUGGUCUACUUUAAAAAAAGAAAAUGCACAAAAGUGAACAAAACCACGUCAAAGCAUGGAUAGAGUGUAACAGAUUGCACCUCCAGCAAAUGGCACAGAAUAUUGAGGUCAGUUAUGAAAUUAUAGCCAUUCUAAAGCUCAUUCUCCUGUUCACAGAAAUAUUGUUUCAUUUUGCAUAGUUAAAUACAGGCUGCCAGCUGACUGUCAUGCUUUCUGCUAAGAAUAUUACAAUUAAAGAACAAGCUACAGUUACACAAAGCUACAGCACUUAAACAUUUCAAACAGUGGUACUUUUAACAAAAAGAUAGAGGCUAUAGUCAGCGUUUAGUUAUGGGCUCUGCUACAAAUGGUCUCCUCAAUGCAAGGUGAGCAGUUUUGUGACAUUUCCUUUGUCAGCACAGGGUAUUGAAAUUUUAGCACCUCUGGAUCUAUCGUUUUUUGCACCAUGAAGACUCCUUUUCACUCUCCCUAGUCUGCGUGACAGCUAGAGGCUCCAGCCCCAAGAGAAGUCCAAAGAGAAGUAACCUCUCUCUAUUUAAUCACUAGUUACUGCCUCCUUGUUCCGACAUAUCAAAGCGUCUUAAGAAAAGAGUGUUUUAACUAAUUAAGUAUUGGCUAGUGAAUUGUUGGUUCCCCUGUAAUAGGUAGCAGAACUCCACUUCAACAAAAGCAAGAUUUAGGUACUUUAAAUUUAGGUAGGUGGUAUCUCUAGACCAAUAGUCAGCUCUGACAAACCAAGGUUGCCUUUAAUCACACAGAAGUGUCAGACACAGAUACUAAAUCACUACAGGAAUGCCUCCUUUUGAUAUUUAGUUUGAGACAUUUUGUCAGGACUUAAAAAGCCAUUUAUUGACAGCUUUGACCUGAGCUGUGUUAACACUCCAGCUAUUUGCACCAUCCCCAGAACAGGCAGCUUGAAGCAGCAGUGGAUAAGCAGCCACAAAUUCUAUCAUUUCCAGGAUGUAGUGGAGAGGAAACCUGUCUUCACCCUCCAGGAUGAUGAGUUUCCAGCUGAAUCAGCUCUCCGAGCUGGCUCACUAUGCUGUCUUUACUGAAGAGAGAGAGAACAGAUGGUGGUGACGGGGUAAGAAGUUGUGCUGCAGUCGCUGCUGUCAUGCAUGCUGUUAUCGGCGCAAAGUGUGAGGGAAUUUCAGGUAGUUUGUCCUCAUAGCUACACUCAAGCGUGCAGAUCAGACUUAGCAUGCGCUAACCCUGCUGCACACAAUCAUGCUCUCACUUCCACUGGAUUGAGAUUAAAUUUGGACGUCCUGCUCCCCAGUCCAUGCCCCAGUGACUGGCUCUAGGCAGGUCUGCACACUGGGGAAACGUGCUGUGUGGGCACAGACUUCACUACAUUCACACAGGUUAGAAGUGUCAAAAAUAUCUGCCAAAAUCAAACAGACAGAGUAAAACUUAAAUUUCAUUGCUCUUACAAUGUUUAAGGCUAUGACUAUCUUACUUCCAAACAUAUAUCCAAUUCUCAUUUUAUAACUGGCCAGUUUACAUCAAGCCUCUCAUGCUCCUCACCGAAAUCCGAUGCCCAUUUGAGAGCGAAUACAAAUGUCUUGUAAGCUGUCAGUUUAUAAGUGAUCAUAAAACAAUCCUUGGACAACUAACAGAAUAGCCCUGCCAAGAGAAAAUUCUUGAAGCAUGAAAGAUGUUGUUAACUAGGCACAAUGUUCUUUGUAUAACAGCCAAAGGUUACUAGAAGACUGUAUUUAUAUCCUCAGCAAUUUCAUCCGACCAGCCUGUGAGCUGAUGUUGGUCUCUCUUGCAGAGCUUUACAAGCUCAGGAUUGUGUCUCCGAUUUUAUUAUCAUUCCAGCCUGUAUGACAGCAAAGAUAUAUUUUUUCCAGGAAUACUAAUUUCCAGAAAAUGUCUGCAGUGACUAUCAUUUUCAUUUUGGAGUGGAAAGAUGGCUCUGCCACUGGCAACCAGCCACUGCCAGCUUCGAUGGGGCUGUUCAGCUAAAUUUUCAUUUAAAACAUGUGCACUGUUUUAACACCUGGGUUUUAUAGCUUUAGGUUCAUUUUUUUCAGAACAGUGUGCUGCUGCAUCCUCUAAAUAAAACUACUUUUAAAUACAUGCUUUAGCAAUAACAUUUGGUUUUGAUGUAAUGCUGUGUGGAUUACACUGUGAAAAACACUAGAUGGCCCCAAAUGAAGGUCUUUUAAAAGCACUGAUUUGAAUUAGACAAUGUUAUUUAGAAUGUUUAAGCAUUCACAGAUGGAACACUACACCGGUGAAUAACCAAUCACAGACUUCAUUAGUGCAAACUAAAUCAAAAUUUUGAAGCCACCUUCAGCCCGUCACACCCAAUCCCAUGGAAAACAGGUACUUGGGCAGAUCUGAUGCUUAGUUGUCCAAACCAUGUGCACCACAAAUCUGUGCCAAGAGGAGACCAAGAACUGGUGUAUUUUUUUUCUAAUUUUUGCAUGCCAUUUUAGUGCAAACUGCAAGCAGACUUUUGGCUUCGGCAGUAAAUGACGGGCAGCUCCCAGAUGACGGCAGCAACCUGACCGUUCAGUGUUGCCCAAGGCAUGAUGGGGAAGGGCACUGCAGCAGCAGUACUUCCAGUGCUUCCUGCCCCUAAAAGGCUUUUAUUUGAUCAUGCCACUAAGCCUGGAGGGGUCACAGAAUUGUUUGAUUGGAAAAGACCUGAGAUCAUCAACUCCAACUGCACUAGUCCACCACUGACCACAUCCCUGAGCACCUCAUCUACCCAUCCUUUAAGCACCUCCAGGGAUGGUGACUCAGCCCCUUCCAGUGUCUGAGAAUACCUUCAGGGAAGAAAUUGAAAGCUACGUUGUUGCCAGUAUCUAAUGCGAACCUCCCCUGGCACAAGUUGAGGCCAUUUCCUCUCAUCCUAUCACUCAUUACUUGGGAGACGAGACCGACAUUUUCCUCGCCACAACCUCUCUCAGGGAUGGCCACUCUCAUGCCAUGGCCUUGCCUGUGCUGAAACAGAGCUGCAGCCAGAGGGAAAGGAGCGAGAUCGCU
Molecule: messenger RNA, 7544 nt
Organism: Cuculus canorus (common cuckoo)
Lineage: Eukaryota; Metazoa; Chordata; Aves; Cuculiformes; Cuculidae
Gene: BRS3
Product: bombesin receptor subtype 3
Exons: 3
Coding region: 188-1378 (396 amino acids)
Biological process (GO): bombesin receptor signaling pathway
Cellular component (GO): membrane
Molecular function (GO): bombesin receptor activity
Source: RefSeq, a predicted model, not a curated record